CAGAUAGCGAUGUACACUGGGAGAACAGAGGCUUCACUGUAAAGAGUAUGAGCAUCUUAACAGAGCAGGUCUGCUGGCAGUGUUGUUCUUAAUCUGAGCGGAGCGCUGAAGCUUUGGAUACUGUCCGCCCAUCAUCAGCCCGACUUGCACAAUGUCUGACUUUGAGGAUUUCAGCAAGCUGGGAGGGCAGGCGAAUGUGUCUGAAAGCUACCAGCUGAACCCCACCAGUGUCAUUGUGUCGGUGGUCUUCUCCCUCAUAUUCCUGCUGGGCACCAUCGGCAACAGCCUGGUGCUUGCUGUGCUUCUGCGGAGUGGGCAGGUCGGAUACAACACCACCAAUCUGUUCAUACUCAACCUGAGCGUGGCCGACUUCUUCUUCAUCAUAUUCUGCGUCCCUUUCCAAGCCACCAUCUACUCUCUGGAGGGCUGGGUGUUUGGCUCCUUCAUGUGCAAAGUGGUCCACUUCUUCAUCAACCUCACCAUGUACGCCAGCAGCUUUACACUUGCUGCCGUCUCUGUUGACAGGUAUCUGGCCAUUCGUUACCCACUGCGCUCUAGAGAGUUACGAACCCCGUGUAACGCAGUGGUUGCCAUGGUGAUCAUCUGGGGCCUUUCUCUGGUCUUUGCUGGUCCUUAUCUCAGCUACUACGACCUGAUCGAUUACGCCAACAGUACUAUGUGCAUCCCCGGCUGGGAGGAGCAGAACCGGAAGGUGUUGGACACGUGCACCUUUCUGUUCGGCUACGUCAUCCCCGUGCUGAUUGUGAGCCUCUCGUACACUCGAACCAUCAAGUACCUGUGGACGGCCGUCGACCCUCUGGACGGCAUGUCGGAAUCCAAGAGGGCCAAACGCAAAGUCACUAAAAUGAUCAUCAUCGUCACUGUGCUUUUCUGCAUAUGCUGGCUUCCGUACCAUGUGGUGAUCUUGUGCUACCUGUACGGAGACUUCCCUUUCAAUCAGACCACGUAUGCCUUCAGGCUUCUCUCUCACUGCAUGGCCUAUGCCAACUCCUGUGUCAACCCCAUCGUGUACGCUCUGGUGUCCAAGCACUUUCGCAAAGGCUUCAAGAAAGUGUUCAGCUGCAUCCUCAGUAAAAAUGGGAGAAAUAAGGUCCAUGUGGUUCAUGUAGCCAACACUGUGCCUGGGUUUGAAGCAGGCUCCACAGAGGUGUCACAGAUGAAUGAGGAGAACAUACGACAGAAUGAAUGUGAAAUGAUUAACAGGCCGAUCGCAGAGCCACGAGAAGCCACAGUGACACUGAAUUUACCCUUUCAGCGGCAGACUUGACAAGUGAUUCAGCUCUGCUGAGUACAGAUUGCCUUACGUUAAAGACAUUGUAGCUAAUAUUUAUAAGGAACGUAAACCUUUCAUCACUUUUAGCGGCAAACAGAAGAGGAGAUAAAAGGAUUCAUGCACAAACAUAUUUACACAGAUAAAUACAGAGUAUUAAGGUGUAUUCAGUCAGUCUACAACCAAAAAUGUGUUUGUAUUUUUGUCACACACUACGUUCCAUUAUGUUCCACUAAGAAAUACACAAUCAGUGAAUACAAGGUUUGUUAUUUACUAAAAGUAAAAAAAUUCUCAGUAUUUCCUGCUUUCGCCAAUUGCCUUAACCAUGGCUUGCACUUUGGUAUUUAUUUAAGUUCCUUUUAGUGUUUAAGAAUCUACAUUAGUCCAGCACUUGUAAGAGCAGCACAGAAUGUGUCUCAUUACGUUACCACAUGUUUCAUCUUUUGAAAUGGUCCAAAAGAUGUCAAAGGUUGGUGACUGUGGGGGGAAUGUCAUUGGCUUCACUUUGGUUUGGUCAUUGGUUUGAUGCAGGUCUACAAUCACUAUCCUGCUCAUCUAGUCCACCCUGUGCAAGUCUCCGACAAGCCAGUCAUCAGUAUUUCCAACACCAUGUUCAGGUUUUAUGUUGUACUUUUUAUCAUCUUUUCCUCACAUACAUAAGCUCAACUGCAGCUGUGAUCUGAUUCAACCAUUUGGACUAGUUUGUAAAGUGCUGGUCUAACUGAAGCAGGACAUUAUUUGAUCUGUAUCUUUUGUAUCUUGCAUGCAGAUGCUGUUCUGUCUUGUCAAGAUAUUGGUUAUGACUGGUAUAUUUGACUUAUAUAUGUUAUAAACAUAAAAGAAUGUGUGCAAACAUGAUGUUUAGUUAUAUUUCAAUUUCAUACGAGCAUUUAAAAUCAAAAUAAUUGGGUGUAAGAUGCCAGAAGGUAUACAUUGAGUUAAAUAGGAAGUUUAUCAGUAUUUGAUACAUAUUAAAAACAAACAGUUCUUGGUAGAAUACUGAGGUGUUUUUGGACCCCAGUAUACAACAUUGUCUUGCUUUACUUGUAUUUUACAAUGAUUGUAUUCAUGGCAUGUUUCUCUUUGGUGUAAAAUAUUAUAUGUUUAAAUUAAUAUGUUUAUCAAUGAGUGCACUUGAGCAUCUAAGAGUUGUGUAUUUUAAAAGGUGUGUAUUUUGUGUAUUUAAAAAUUCUUAAUGCUGUGAAAUGAUUAAGAUCAUGUACAUGGUUUUGUUUAGUUUCUUUCUCCAAAUGAAAAGCAGAUCCUCAAUAUUUCUCUCUCUCUGUAAGCUUGGGUCCUACCUCAGAGCUGUAAAAAGAAAACAUUUCUCCCCUCUUAGUUGUGUUCUGUUCAAAUUGUGUAGAUGCAAUUUUCCUCUUCAGAGAAUAAUUUCCUAACAGAACAUCCUCCUUUGCACUGACCAAUUUUUGUCCAGUGUGUCUUGUGUGAUUUUUUCCCUUUACAUCUACAGUAUAUAUUCGUGUCUCUCGCUUUUUUUCCGUUUCAUCAUGUUGAGUUUUCAAAUGUAACAGCCUGCAGAUUUUAAGAUAUAUAUAUAUAUAUUUAAAUAGAUAUUUAUCAAAAU
This is a messenger RNA of Dicentrarchus labrax (European seabass), 2876 nucleotides long. RefSeq names its product galanin receptor 2b (gene galr2b). Gene Ontology annotation, molecular function: G protein-coupled receptor activity. Gene Ontology annotation, biological process: G protein-coupled receptor signaling pathway. Lineage: Eukaryota; Metazoa; Chordata; Actinopteri; Moronidae. Bases 152 to 1288 code for a protein of 378 amino acids. The transcript has 3 exons. Gene Ontology annotation, cellular component: membrane. The record is from RefSeq and is a predicted model, not a curated record.